Tachyglossus aculeatus (Australian echidna) is the source of this 1830-nucleotide messenger RNA. It is a transcript of the gene FZD9, whose product is annotated as frizzled class receptor 9. Gene Ontology annotation, cellular component: plasma membrane. Lineage: Eukaryota; Metazoa; Chordata; Mammalia; Monotremata; Tachyglossidae. The record is from RefSeq and is a predicted model, not a curated record. The transcript has a single exon. Bases 1 to 1758 code for a protein of 585 amino acids. Gene Ontology annotation, biological process: canonical Wnt signaling pathway; non-canonical Wnt signaling pathway. Gene Ontology annotation, molecular function: Wnt-protein binding; Wnt receptor activity.
AUGGCAUCGCUGCGGGCCGCGCUGCUGUGCCAGCUGCUGGCGGCGGGGGGGCCGCUGGAGAUGGGCCCCGAGGAGGCGGAGCGCGGCCGGGGCUGGGCGCGGUGCCAGCCCGUGGAGAUCCCCAUGUGCCGGGGCAUCGGCUACAACCUGACCCGCAUGCCCAACCUGCUGGGCCACGAGAGCCAGCGCGAGGCGGCCAUCAAGCUGCACGAGUUCGCGCCGCUGGUGGAGUACGGCUGCCACGCGCACCUGCGCUUCUUCCUCUGCUCGCUCUACGCGCCCAUGUGCACCGACCAGGUGUCGGCCAGCAUCCCCGCCUGCCGGCCCAUGUGCGAGCAGGCCCGCCGGGCCUGCGCCCCCAUCAUGGAGGGCUUCAGCUUCGGCUGGCCCGACGCGCUCGACUGCGCCCGGCUGCCCACCCACAACGACCCGCAGGCCCUGUGCAUGGAGGCCCCCGAGAACGCCACGGGCGCCGAGCCCCACCGCGGCCAGGGCAUGCUGCCCGUGGCGCCCGGGCCCCGGCCCCCGGCCCCGGCCCCGGCCCCGGCCCCGGCGCCGGCCCGCUGCGAGAACCCGGACAAGUUCCGCUACGUGGAGAAGAGCCGCUCCUGCGCCCCGCGCUGCGGCGCCGGCGUGGACGUCUACUGGGCCCGCAGGGACAAGGACUUCGCCCUGGUCUGGAUGGCCCUGUGGUCGGCCCUCUGCUUCUGCUCCACGGCCUUCACCGUGCUCACCUUCCUCCUGGACCCGCGUCGCUUCCGGUACCCCGAGCGCCCCAUCAUCUUCCUGUCCAUGUGCUACAACGUCUACUCGCUGGCCUUCCUCAUCCGGGCGGGCGCCGGCGCCCAGAGCGUGGCCUGCGACCGGGAGGCGGGCGAGCCCUACGUCAUCCAGGAGGGCCUGGAGAGCACGGGCUGCACCCUGGUCUUCCUGCUGCUCUACUACUUCGGCAUGGCCAGCUCCCUGUGGUGGGUCGUGCUCACCCUCACCUGGUUCCUGGCGGCCGGCAAGAAGUGGGGCCACGAGGCCAUCGAGGCCCACGGCAGCUACUUCCACCUGGCCGCCUGGGGCCUGCCGGCCCUCAAGACCGUCGUCGUCCUCACCCUGCGCAAGGUGGCCGGCGACGAGCUGACCGGCCUCUGCUACGUGGGCGGCAUGGGCGACGCCGCCGCCCUGACGGGCUUCGUGCUCGUCCCGCUGGCCUGCUACCUGGUGCUGGGCACGUCCUUCCUGCUGACCGGCUUCGCCGCGCUCUUCCACAUCCGCAAGGUCAUGAAGACGGGCGGCACCAACACGGAGAAGCUGGAGAAGCUCAUGGUGAAGAUCGGCGUCUUCUCCAUCCUCUACACGGUGCCCGCCACCUGCGUCAUCGUCUGCUACUUCUACGAGCGCCUCAACCUGGACCGCUGGCGGCAGCGGGCCGCCCAGCAGCCCUGCGGCCCCGCCGGCCCCGGCCCCGGGGGGCGGCGGGACUGCGGCCUGCCGGGCUCCGUGCCCACCGUGGCCGUCUUCAUGCUGAAGAUCUUCAUGUCCCUCGUGGUGGGCAUCACCAGCGGCGUCUGGGUCUGGAGCUCCAAGACCUUCCAGACGUGGCAGGGCCUGUGCCACCGGAAGCUGGGGGCCCGGGCGCGGGCCAAGGCCUGCGGGGGGCCCGGGGCCGCCUGCGGCCGCGGGGCCCGCUGCUACUACAAGGCCCCGGCCGUGGUGCUGCGCCUGGCCAAGACCGACCCGGGCCCGCAGAGCCCGACCCGCGUCUAGGGCCGCCCUCCCCGUCGCCCCCCUCCCCCGGCGGGCAGCCCGGAGCCGGACCGGCCGGCCUGACUUUAUUUA